AUGGCGUACAAGCGGUUCACUGCUUUGACAGGUCACCCAAGAAAAAUCUGGUCUGACCCCGGAACCAACUUUAUUGGAGCUAAACCUGUCUUGAAAGAGCUCUAUCAAUACUUGGACAGCCAAGACAGAGCUACCCUGGAAGAAAACUUUGGACAGAACGGAACGGAAUGGGAGUGGAAGAUCCAACCAGCAGACUCUCCUCACCGCAAUGGUGCCGCUGAGGCCGCUGUUCGCAUCGUCAAAAAAGCACUUCAGAGCCUAGGUAGAGAAACUGGCCUAACUUACAGUGAACUCCUAACAACUGUGCAGCUGGCUGCCAACCUUGCCAACGAGAGACCAAUAGACGCCAGAGUGCAAAGCAGUGAGGAAUCUGUCCAAUAUGUAACGCCCAACUCCCUCCUCUUGGGACGUGCAUCUUCACAAGGUGAUGUUGUGACUUUCAAUCACAAAGGUUACUCAUUUAAAAGGCUCCAGGAAAUGCAAAAUCAGGUCAACAAGUUCUGGAGGGCCUGGAGCCAGCUCGCUGGUCCUAACUUGUUCAUAAGAAGCAAGUGGCACACCAUGCAAAGAAACGUUGCAGUCGGUGACAUCUUCUGGGUGUGUGACCAGAACGCCUUAAGAGGUCAAUUCAAGCUCGGACGUGUCAUGAGUGUCAAUCUUGAUGACCAUG
Molecule: messenger RNA, 670 nt
Organism: Oryzias melastigma (Indian medaka)
Lineage: Eukaryota; Metazoa; Chordata; Actinopteri; Beloniformes; Adrianichthyidae
Biological process (GO): DNA integration
Molecular function (GO): nucleic acid binding
Source: RefSeq, a predicted model, not a curated record